This is a messenger RNA of Cyclocybe aegerita, 1476 nucleotides long. The record is from the annotation of a GenBank genome assembly. NCBI's taxonomy places the organism in Eukaryota, Fungi, Basidiomycota, Agaricomycetes, Agaricales, Hemipholiotaceae.
AUGUCCCGCUUUCUGCGACGUCGCUCGACCAUAGGGAACGAAGAUGACGACCCCCUCACCAAGGCCCUGGCGCCCCCCGACCACGAGACCCCUGCCGAACGGGAAGCCCGUCUCGCUGCGCUAGCAGAGGCCCAGAAGCGUUCAGAUGCAAUCGAUGAGGAAAUUAACCGCCAGAGAUUGGAGAACAAGAAGGCCCCAAAGCCGGUUCGUGUACUAUUGCUGGGUCAGAGUGAAUCAGGCAAAUCAACGACGCUGAAAAAUUUCCAGUUGAUGAAUUCACCAAAAGCUUUCCGCAACGAACGCGCGUCAUGGAGAGCAGUCGUCCAGCUCAACGUCGUCCGCUCAGUCAGACUCAUCCUCGACACCAUCAACGAUGCACACGCGCAAAAUUCCCCUGGCUCAGUCUCCUCACGUCCAACAACCGCCACCGUCGAGAAUAUGGGCCCACUUCCCGUUAUCCCUCCAGAGCUUCUCAAGCUGAGGAUGCGCCUCCUGCCGCUCCAGCAAGUCGAGGAAUCACUAUUACGCAAGAUGACCCCCGCUGGAUCCGCCGAGUUCGAAGCGACGCAUCUAUCGCCUGUGACAAAUCUUCCGUACAGAAAUCGGGGGAAGUUCAAGGAAAUUGCGAUAAACUCGACCGCGCAGUGGAAGGGCGCGUUUGGAAGGCUCAUUGCGACGGCUCGCGCAAGCAUCGAGAGCGGGCAGGAUAUUGACUUCGACGACCCGAACGAUCCCGGGGUGAUCCUCCACGCGUGUUCGGAGGACAUCAUCCAGCUCUGGAACGACCCAACGGUCAAAAAAUUGUUGAAAGCGCAGAGGCUGAGAUUGGAGGACAUGGCGGGCUUCUUCCUGGACUCAAUAGAGCGGGUAACGGCGCUUCGCUACGUCCCGACGGAUGACGAUAUUCUCAAAGCCAGACUAAAGACGCUCGGGGUUUCAGAGCAUCGGUUCGACCUCAAGGCUGCAGGGAACAUGCUGAGUCACGACUGGCGGGUAUACGACGUAGGAGGAGCGCGGUCUUUGGUAUCUGCUUGGGCGCCGUAUUUCGACGACUUGGAUGCGAUAAUAUUUUUGGCGCCGAUAUCUGGAUUCGAUGAGGUACUCUUAGAAGACCGCACCGUCAACAAACUAGAGGACUCCAUAUUGUUGUGGAAGCAUGUUGUUUCGAAUCCGUUAUUGAAGGACACUCAGAUCGUUCUGUUUUUGAACAAGAUUGAUCUUUUCAAAGCCAAGCUUGAGACGAUCCGCUUCGCGGACUACGUCGUCUCCUAUGGGCAGCGGCCGAAUGAAUACGAGCCCGCGUCAAAUUACCUACGAAAAAAAUUCGCGUUGUUGUACAAGCAACACUCCAAAACCCAACGCAUCUUCUACUGCCAUCUCACAUCGAUGACUGACUCCAGCUCGACUCGACAUAUCCUCGUGAACGUGAAGGAUAUGGUUAUCCGGCAAAACCUGGCGAUCAGCAACCUUGUCUGA